UCCCACUCGCCUACCAAACGUAAACAAACCUAUCAACGCCAGUGCAUUACUCAGAUAGCUUUUUGAAAUGGUUUCAAGUACCUUACGGAAUUUGUACAGUACCACCUUUAGUCAGGCCAAUUCUGCAGAAAGCGCCCUUUUCGCCGUGGGGAAUAAUGAAGGGAAAAUUACUGUGUUUGACUUAAAAGGUGUGAAUACAAGUCGAGAAACAGGAGUUGGUGAGAGAAUAAAGGGUCCAUACCAGGUCAUCAAUGCACAUAGUGAUGCAGUGUACUCUAUGGUAUCCACAGAUACCUUCUGUAUAUCUGGAACAACAGGCUUAAUAGCGGGUCGCAAAUGGACUGAUCUUCGUGAACAAAAAAGUCAGCCAGCUUGGACCAUAUCCCUGGAGUGUGACCAAGCAAACUUUGGAACCCCAGAAGUCAAUGGUCUAGCAUAUGACAGCAUACGAGGGCUUGCUUAUGCAGCAUGUGGCGAUUGGCGGACACAUGUCUAUGAUCUUGAAACUGGAAAACGCACUCAAACAUUGGAAGGUCAUGAAGAUUAUGUUCAUGAUGUUGUAGUGGGAGGUAGUUUAGUGGCAAGCAGUGGAGAGGAUGGAAGUGUUUUAGUGUGGGACCCAAGAGCUGGACGAGAACCUAGACACAGGAUAGUCCCCCAUGAGUUGGAGCAGUUGGCAAGACCUAAUCUUGGGAGAUUUAUUUCUUCCCUUGAUCUCAACAAUGAUUGGCUGGUAUGUGGAGGAGGACCAAAAGCAGGUAUAUUCCAUUUGCGAUCAUUGGCUCUCACCACAGUCCUGCCACCUGCUAAAGCUGCUGUUCAUGUGACUAAAUUUACAAGAAAUGCUGAAGGUGGUGACAGAGGGGGGAUUGUGGUUGCAGGAAUUUUGCCUCAUUUAUCUGUAUGCAGUAUGGCAGGUGAAGUGACUGCACAGCUUCCAUCCUCAUCACCCAGUAUCUAUACAGUCAGCAUCACAGACAAACCAUUCACAAUGAUGACUUACGGAGGAAUGAGUACAAAGAUAGAUGUUUGCUUCAAUCUGAAUUACCGUGACCAUUCUGUUUCCUUGCUGGAAGACUGAUAUUGAUGAAUAUAUUUUUGGGAAUAAACUUUUUUUUUUUUUUAAUGAUGAAAAUGCAGGAAUAUGUCUAUUAGUGCAAAACUCAUAUUCCAGUUUAAGCAUUGAUUUUAGAUUCCUUUGACAUACAGCUGCCAAAAAUAAAUUGCAAUUUUCUUUUAUGAUUUAUUUGUUUUAAUUAUCAUUGAAAUAUAUAUGCUUAUCUAAGAAUGUAUUUGUAAAGAAAGUAAAUCAUAUUUACUAUAAUUUCUUGUGUUUUCUUAUAUCUGACAUAUAAUAGGUUAGUGUCUAGUUCCCACUUUACAGUCUAUAAAAAAUUUGACUGAUUAGUUGGAGAGCAUUUUUGUAGCUUCUUAGAGCUACAUCAUCUUCAUCAAAUUUUAUCCCUAAAACUCUAGUUACUAGUGUUUCUACCUUUUUUAUUCACUUUUCACUUUAUUAUUAUUAUCUGGAUCUUUUCUGGGGCUACUGCUUCUUGUCAUUGAUUACCCCUACAUGGGAAGGACUGCCAGUCUGUGCUUAGCAAGAUGCUAGACUUCUGUCCACCCCUCUUGCUUUUAGGAUGAGAUUUAGUAGGUCAUUAGAAUACAUGUUCUUAAGUGAAGGCCCACGAACACAUGAAGUUGUCAAGAAGAUUGUGUGGACCCAGGGCCAUACAUGACCAUAUGCACAUGUAAUAAUGCUAUGUAAUGUAAGGAGUACAUCAGCUGAAUAGUUUUUCUUAAAUCAGAACUACCUUUCGUUUAAGAAAUUGUCCUUGGUAGGGAAUUCCAUCAUUUAGUUGGCAAUGAUUGCUUCUAUUAUUUUUGUUUCUUUAUGAACCGCGUUCAUGUUGACAAAUGUAUAAAAGGUAUGAAUGAGAAUGAAUAUCUUCACAAUACAAGAGAUGUAUUUGACCGGUUUCGACUUUGUCUUCGUCAGAAAGUCAAAACCGGUCAAAUACAUCUCUUGUAUUGUGAAGAUAUUCAUUCUCAUUCAUACCUUUUAUUGUUUCUUUAUGUAGCACUAUGUUAUUGAGGGUUCUUUUGCAUGUCAUUGUUUUGAGAAAUGUUCAAUCUCUCUCUCUCUCUCUCUCUCUCUCUCUCUCUCUCUCUCUCUCUCUCUCUCUCUCUCUCUCUCUCUCUCUCUCUCUCUCUCUCUCUCUCUCUCUCUCUCUCUC
Messenger RNA from Penaeus chinensis, 2237 nucleotides. RefSeq names its product THO complex subunit 6 homolog (gene thoc6). The record is from RefSeq and is a predicted model, not a curated record. The transcript has 8 exons. The coding region runs from base 68 to 1081 and encodes 337 amino acids. Gene Ontology annotation, cellular component: THO complex; transcription export complex. Gene Ontology annotation, molecular function: protein binding. Lineage: Eukaryota; Metazoa; Arthropoda; Malacostraca; Decapoda; Penaeidae. Gene Ontology annotation, biological process: mRNA export from nucleus.